UUGACUGUCGCGUGACAAUUCGCUGGCGCUGAAAGUUUCGUUCGUUUGGUCGCAUGACACCCAUCAAUCUCAUGAGUCUCAGGUCAAGAAUGCGAAAUAAAUUUCUUACGUAGUUGUUUUGUUUUUAUUGCGCGUGCAUAGUUUAUGAUAAAAUUAAGGGAAAUAAUCAAUGUUGAAACGAAAAGAUGGUUUCUUUUUACUUUUACACUAAAAAUGCUCUUGAGAAUCUUGGAAGAAGCAGACCCUCGAAGCUCUCAGCUCCUUGCAUCAUCCAUCUGCUCUGAUUCCAGUUAAAGCUUGUUUCUAUUUAUUGUUUCAACACACCAUUAAUGGAGCAGCAAUUCUCUUUGCUUCCCCGUACGAUAAAUGGAAGUAUAGCUGGUAUAGUGGGUGUGACCUGUGUGUUCCCUAUUGACUUAGUUAAGACAAGGUUACAGAAUCAACAGCCUGGACCUCAGGGACAGCUGCUGUAUAAAAGUUUACCAGACUGUGCAAUAAAAACAUUUAGGAAUGAAGGUUUUUUUGGCAUGUACAGGGGCUCUGGUGUCAAUCUGUUAUUGAUAACUCCGGAAAAAGUGAUCAAGCUGGUUGGAAAUGACUUUUUUAGGCACCAUUUGAAAACUGCUAAUGGAAAACUACCUCUUGGAAGGGAGGUAUUAGCUGGAGCAAGUGCUGGGUUGUGCCAAAUUAUUAUAACAACACCCAUGGAGCUUCUCAAAAUCCAGAUGCAAGAUGCUGGUAGAAGUGCCAGUAUAGACUUGAUGGCAGAUGGCAAGAGUGCUGCCGCCACAGUUGCAAAAUCUCAGCGCCUCUCUGCUACAAAACUUGCUCUAGACUUACUGAGGACCAGAGGAAUUCUGGGACUGUAUCAAGGUUGUGGGGCUACUGCUCUAAGGGACGUAACCUUCUCUGCUGUCUAUUUCCCUUUGUUUGCCAAUCUCAACAGACUAGGUAAACGAAGAGAAGGUAGUGAACAGGCUGUAUUUUACCACUCAUUCAUCUCUGGUUGUGCGGCAGGCUGCUUUUCAUCAUUCCUCGUCACACCAUUUGAUGUUGUGAAGACCAGACUACAAACUUUGAGUAAAGGCAAAGGUGAAGUUUACUAUUCUGGAAUCAUUGAUUGUUUCAGAAAAGUGAUGGUAAACGAGGGACCAAAGGCAUUUUUCAAAGGAGCUUUCUGUCGGAUGCUGGUCAUUGCCCCAUUGUUUGGUAUAGCACAGACUGUUUAUUACCUUGGUGUUGCAGAAUUCUUACUAGGGAUUCGAAAGCCAUAAACCUUAGGCAUGAAAUUAUGGGUUUUUAUUGUAGUCAAACUUGGGUUGAUGAAAUAUUGUACAUUGGAUUAUCAAAUGUGAUAUUGUUGAUUAUUUUUUUUUAAAUAACAAUUAUAAUCGUAAAUAUAUUUUUAGGUAAGAAUGAAACAAAAUGGCCAUAUUAAUUGAUGUUUUAAUCAAUGGUAUACACUGCAGAAGAUCUUUUAAAGUUGAAGUUUUAAGUACUUGCUAGAUUUAGCAUUUCUUAAGUAUCCGAUCAUUAUGAUAAUGAUGUAUCUAGAUUUUUAUUAAAAACAUCACUAAUACAAAUUAUAUACCUUUUUAUUUUAAAAAAAAACAACCUUUAUUCUUAAUAAUAUAUUGCUUAUUGCAUUUUAUUUUAUUUGAACUGCUCACCGCAUAUUCUUCCAUUUCUUGCUGAUCAUUAACUUUUUAAAAUUAUCUGUUACCUCCCCUAGUUUUAAAUCAGUAUUAAUGGCAAGCAUAAUAUUAAUAGCAGUGAUGCAUUUGUAAGGUUGCAUUAUUGUAGUCUCACAAUAAUAGUCCCCCAAUUUAGCUUUAUAAAAAUCUUUUCCCAAAACUUUGUCCUAAAAUAAUGUUGUCUUAAAAUAUUGUUGUUCGAAGACUUUAUUGUCCUUAAAUAAUCCAGUCUAAAAAAUAUUGUAGUAAAUUUUAUAUUGGCAAUAAAACAUUUUUUUACAAAAACUGCAACUUUUAAACUGGAAUACAAUUAUUAAAAAUGUUUUUACAUCCAGGUAUUUGUUGUAAUCAUAAUUUUAAAAAUUAAUUUUCAAAAAUUAUAUUUUUUUAUUUCAACUCCCAUUCCCCUUUUUUAUUAGUUGUAUUAGAAUCAAGAGAUUACAGUCCCACAUAAAACUUGAACCUAUGUAUGUUAAAAGUGUGUGGAUAAAUUAAGUAUAUAAUCAUGUAACAGACCAGACAUUUAGUAAAUCAGUUAAAUUUGUUAUUAAACAUUAGUAAUAUAGUCAAAUUAGAAAUAUAAUUACCUAAUGGGAUAGUUAGUUUCUAGUGAUUUAGGGCUUUGAGAUUAAAUUAAAUAAUGACACGAAAGUUUAAGUUAUUAAUUAUUUCAUAUUUUUACCAUUUUUAUACUUAAACGGUAUCUUUUAACUUUAUAAUGCUUUUUUACAUUGCUAUCUACAAUCCGUUCUCACAGUAUGUUACAAAGAUACUAAAUAGAUAUGUUGAAAUUUUGUUGAAAAAUGUUAAAUUACAUUGAAUUAGUGGAUCUAUACAUCUUCAAUUGUUUUAGCCCCUUUUAUUCAUUUAAAUACACCAGAAUUAACAAUUCUAUUGUAAUUAUACUUUUUAGCUUUAAUUAUUUUAACAAAUGUGAUAUUGUGUUUUAGUUGUAUUUUAUUUUGUUUCCUAAUUCUUCCCGCCUAUAGGAUAUAUUUUUAAAUUUGUUUAGAUUAUGAAAUUAUCACUAAAGCACAAUGGCAAUAGCUGAUCAAAAUUUUUGAGUCAUCCUAAUUUACUUGUUGCAGUUAAUUAACAUUGUUUGGUUUUGGGGGGGUUUUUUUUGGUUUUUUUUUUUGUGAAAAGUUUUACAUUCAUGCAACUUGUAUUGAGUGAUCAGCCUCAGAGUUUUAAAUUAACUAUAAUCUACUUACAAAUAGUUUUAUUUAAAUCUUUUGAUAAAAUAAUAUUAAUAAACAAAUAAUGGGUUGUUGCAUUUUUUUUAAAGAUAUGGAAGGUAUUAUUUUAGUAAAACGGUAGGAAGAAAAAUUUUAAUACAGUCCCAGUUACACUUACUUCCUUACAAAUUGUUAUUUGUAAACUGCAUAUGUAGACUUGUCAGUUUAGAGUCAAAAUCAAUAACACAUAAGUUAUGAGCUACUGAUUUUCGCUAAAAAGUUAAAACAAUCAUGCCUGAUGUGGUUUUUUUGCAUAUGUCAUGUAGAGUUGUUUCCUUUGUUUGCUGCUGUAGCAUUGAUUUAUGAUGAGUAGACUUAAUUCCUAAUUUCCAUUAACAUUAAUAGUGUACAUUUAAUAGAAUAUAUACUGCAUUGGGAUAAUCUAUAAUGCCUGAAAAAUUCAAAUUUACCUUAAACUUCACAUUUGUAUUGGAAUUUUUAAACUGAUUCACUACACAAAAAAUAUUGUUCUUUUCAGAUUAUUUCUCUGUUAUACUGGUUGACAGAAGCAUUAAGUUAUAACCAAUUUGAUUUCUUUUCUCUUAUUCUACUAGAUCUGAAUUAUAGGUGACUACUGUGUAGUGUUUGCAUUUAGUGACUGUCUGGUAGUUUUGUUUUAGAUCAUUGUUUUUUUUCCUUUGGUUUUGUUUUUUAAAACUAGAAUGUUUAGCUGAAACCUUUGACAAAAAAGAUUCUUUGACUACUAAACAUUGAAUGAAUUGAUUGUCUGUGAUAAAUUGUGGAUGAAACAAAAUUGGUGAUAAAAUUUUAAAAAGCUUUUAUCUGUUGUACAAUUUUAGUUUGUAACAUUGCAGGAAAUGUAUAAUUAUAUCACAACCUACAACAGGUCAAAUUUCGAUCAAACCUUCCUACAUUCUGGAAAUUUUUAAAUACAAUCUGCAAUCUAUGUGGAAAUCACAAAUUUCGGAUAAUAUAGAAUUUGUCAAAUGUAAAAUGUGAUGUGUUAAAAAAAAAAAGAUAAAUCUUAAGUUUUUUCAGCUUUCCCGGUUAAUUUGGUGCCUAGAAGAAAAGAUUGUUGAUGAUAAUAUAUUGAUGCAAUCUUUUUGUUUUUAUUUUUAAAAUUUCUUAUGUUUUUGUUAUAAGGUAAGCCCUCUUUCUGUAUUGAUAUGAUUUUUAUCUGCUGGAAAACUAAAAAAUUUGAGCAACAAAUUGGACCACCACAAUUCUUUGUAGAUCUACAGCAAAAUAACUGUUACAAAACUUAAUAAUUUGUUUCUAUGGUUUUUAUAUAGGCUUUAAAAAUUACCUAGUAUUCUACAAGAUUCAUGUUAAUUUGCUUCAAGUUAAUCACUGGAUCAUGUUGGGAUACACAGAUUCAUAGUUUUUUUUGUCACUUCUUAUUUAUAACAAAUUACUUUUCCAAAGAGUAUUACAACCCAAUUUAGAAAUUUCAUUUUUAAGUUUUAGUAAUUAUAAUAUAUAAACACAACUGUAAUGAAAUCUUUAUGAAUAAAUUAGUAAGACCACUGUU
Molecule: messenger RNA, 4424 nt
Organism: Physella acuta
Lineage: Eukaryota; Metazoa; Mollusca; Gastropoda; Physidae
Product: mitochondrial glutamate carrier 1
Biological process (GO): L-glutamate transmembrane transport; aspartate transmembrane transport; malate-aspartate shuttle
Molecular function (GO): L-aspartate transmembrane transporter activity; L-glutamate transmembrane transporter activity
Source: RefSeq, a predicted model, not a curated record